Molecule: messenger RNA, 690 nt
Organism: Metschnikowia bicuspidata var. bicuspidata NRRL YB-4993
Lineage: Eukaryota; Fungi; Ascomycota; Pichiomycetes; Serinales; Metschnikowiaceae
Exons: 1
Coding region: 1-690 (229 amino acids)
Biological process (GO): Golgi to vacuole transport; vesicle fusion; intracellular protein transport
Cellular component (GO): SNARE complex; membrane; endomembrane system
Molecular function (GO): SNARE binding; SNAP receptor activity
Source: RefSeq, a predicted model, not a curated record
AUGGAUCCCUUCAAUGAGGUCGAGGAGGACUGCUGGGCGCAGAUCCACGCGCUACAAUCGUUGGUCUCGUCCACCAAACAAAUCACUGGGGAGCGCAAGCUCGAUUUCCAGAACGACUAUCAGGAGUUGGCCGAAACUUUGGAAGACCUCAGGCAGGCCGUGCACAUCUCGGAGCUGAACCCGGCGCAGUUCAGUUUGACAUCUUCGGACAUAGCGGACCGCAAGCAGAUUCUUGCGCACUUGCAGAAGAAAAUACACGAUCUUAAUGACACGUGGAACGAGCUUGUUACGAAUCCACACAGGCCACGUGAGGUGACCACGAUGUCCAACCGCAUCAGCCAGGAAGGCUCGGAAAACCCGUUUGCCGACGACCUGCGCCUAGACCGCGAGUUUGAUCUGUUCCAGCAGCAAGAGGUGAUCCAGUCACAGGACUUGCAGCUUGACCUGAUCCACAAGACCAUGCAGAAUUUGAAUCAGCAGGCUGCCCUCAUGGGCAAUGAGUUGGAGGACCAAGGAUACAUGCUAGACGAUCUCGAUAACGAGAUGGACGCUGUGGGCAACAAGUUACAGCGGGGGCUUCGAAGAGUCAACCACGUGAUCGAGAGGAACAGGGAGACCGCCAGCAACUGGUGCAUAGGCAUCCUCGUGGUGGUGUUGUGCAUCUUGUUGGUGGUGCUUAUCGCCGUGUAG